Messenger RNA from Aspergillus steynii IBT 23096, 1656 nucleotides. RefSeq lists its product as uncharacterized. The coding region runs from base 1 to 1656 and encodes 551 amino acids. The transcript is spliced from 2 exons. NCBI's taxonomy places the organism in Eukaryota, Fungi, Ascomycota, Eurotiomycetes, Eurotiales, Aspergillaceae. The record is from RefSeq and is a predicted model, not a curated record.
AUGUCCGACAGCCAUGGCGAAGCCGGCUCUGAGGUCUCGCUGCCCAGCACUGCGGCGACCAACGAGCAGCUCUACGAUUACAACCAAUGCAUCGCCGCCCUCGAGGGAAGAAGCGUCCCAGUUGAUCUCACCUCGGCCACUGCACGCUGUGCAGUGAUCCGAGGACUGCGCUGCUCCUACGACUUCGCAGUAAGCCGAGACAUAGUCGAUCUGUGCGCUUCACUGCGAUUUCCGAAAUUUGUUCGAGCACGCAACGCCCGGCUUAUCAUGAGCAACGUCGUUCCUGAUGGUCUUGAACUCCCCGAGACCCAGCCAUACUGUAUCUGGAACCCCGAUUUUGCCACUGAGCAGACCUAUCGCCAGCUUGCGCAACGGUACCCCUCGAUGCGCUAUCAGGUCGGUCGUGCUUGUGCCGCCGCUGGGUAUUUCACUCUGUAUACGGAGCUUGAUCUCCUUCCCGAUGUCUCUAUUGCCGAAGAGGCUCGGGAGGGGAAUACAGAAGGGGGCGAUCAAAUCUACCAGUCGAUCAUGUCUUCACCACUGAAAUAUGCCGUGAUGGAUGAUUAUGCACGCUCAAUUAACGCGGAUAGCCCACCGCAUCCCGCCUUCCUCAAUGCCGAAACACAUGUUCGCUGGAAGUUAGAGUGGCGGUUCACGCCCGCAGAGGAUGCCACUGAGGACUUUGGGCCUGAGGAGAUCGAUAUUGAAGAGGACCGGUACAUGGGUCUCGAAGUGAACGAGCCAGAUGAAUCUCGCUACGAUGAACUGAGUCCGCAAGAGGCGACGCUCCUCUGGCAGCCUCUGCCUCUCGAUCUACCAACGAUGAAAAAGGAUCUGCUACGUCAAAUGGCUGCCUUUGAAGGAAGCGUGGACCGAUAUGACAGGCUGAUUAACCGCCGAUCUCGGGAAGAAAUCGACUCACGCGAGAUCAUCUGCGUCGUGCGUGGCAUAUAUCACCACACAAUGUUCGCGCGGUGGUGGCAGCACCAGAUCGACACGGGCGCUUUCAAAGACCGAAUGACAAAGAAUGAGCAGGACGAGAUCCAAACCGCCAUUAAUGCGCGCCGCGUCAUGAUCAACGAGAUUGGAACGUUCACCGACGACACCCCAUGCAAGCCGUGGCUGAUCUGGUACCCCCUCAAACCGGAAUCCGUAGCACUGUGUAGACUUGCUACGCGAUGCCCUUCCAUGCAUGGGCAGAUUGCCAUCGCCGCCAUAUACUGCGACUACAAAGGUUUAUAUGAAUGGCUCAGGAUCCGACCCAGCAUUGGCCUCAUGGAGGCCGCCGAGAAAGUCGGCAAUCCCUUCUACAAACAAGAUCUUGAAAGACGCGCAGCAGAGCUCGAUAUUACCGACCUCUGGCAAGAAGGCCCCUGGAUGGAACCGUUCGACGAGAAGCAUGGAACGGUAGGCCCUGACUUGGAGCCCACGGGCCGUGGAAUCUGGACGCGCCUCCGCUCGGAACUCAUGGACCCGCUAUGUGGAGGAUACUAUCGGAACAACUUUGCAUACGGGGGUUAUUUUGAGAGAUAUGUCUGGCUCUCGUUUGAAACGAUUCGGAAGAUGGAGGUCGCAGGCUACAUUGGGGGGGAGGAUAUCCAGCCAACUGAAAAUGACACACACUCGGUAAAUCCACGAAGGCUUAACAUGGAAUAG